Molecule: messenger RNA, 648 nt
Organism: Prorocentrum cordatum
Lineage: Eukaryota; Dinophyceae; Prorocentrales; Prorocentraceae
Source: the annotation of a GenBank genome assembly
CAGGUGCGCGUGGGAUGCGCUUGCGACUGGUUGGCCACGGGACAGUUGGGCGAGAUCGACUUGUUGCUGAUGGACCACCGUGGCACCAUCUACCACGAGGACCUGCACGCGGCGGAGCCUUACCUCGCGCCCAACGGCCGCGCGCUCGUGGACAAUGUGCUGUAUCCUGGCGCUCCGUUGUUCUUGCACUACAUCGACGUCAUGGGGUACGACAUCCAGAUCCACGAGCUCAAGGAGUUCCUCAGGGUGGAUCUUGACGACUGGGUGGUGAUCUGCCGCCCGACGAAGCGGGGCCAGCCCAUGCCGACCGAGUACCCCGCGGAGUUCCGCCGCCUCUCGGCGGAGGUCGACGCGAUCUCGUGGCGCAGCCAGAACGAGCCGGUGGAUUGGCUCGCCUGGCAAGAUGUUAUCAAGCCAGCCUUCUACAAGUGGAAGGAGGAGAAGGGCCUCUGAGGUUUGGCUUGUAGCCGCGGCAGCGUUGCAUCAAUAGUUCCUCAGCAUGCGAAUUUCUUUACGCGGGCCAGACUGAUAAGAAGAUGUAUAUGGUGGUCCUUGCGAGCCGGCGUCUGUUACUUCGCACGCGCGUGCGUUUGGUAUUUUGUUCCACGUUUGGGUUUGUAUAUAUAUAUAUAUUGCGCGGGAGCGGGC